Messenger RNA from Saitoella complicata NRRL Y-17804, 840 nucleotides. RefSeq names its product NAD(P)-binding protein. NCBI's taxonomy places the organism in Eukaryota, Fungi, Ascomycota, Saitoellomycetes, Saitoellales, Saitoellaceae. The record is from RefSeq and is a predicted model, not a curated record. The coding region runs from base 1 to 840 and encodes 279 amino acids. The transcript has 2 exons.
AUGCCGGACUUCACCAACAAAGUCGUAAUCAUUACCGGCGCCAACUCACCCCUCGGCAUCGGCCUCGCAACCGCCCACGAACUCGCCGCCGGCUCCGCAAAAGCGAUCUACAUCUGUGACCUCUCAACCGACCAUCUCGAGAACAAUGCGGCCGAGCUUCGAAAGGCGCAUCCCAAGACGGAUAUCAUUGUCAAGAGCUUCGAUGCAGGAGAUGAAGAAGCACUGAAGGCCGUUAUCAAUGAGGCAAUGUCGACCUACUCCCGCCUCGACAUCUUCUUCGCAAACGCUGGUAUCAUUGGCUCCCGUACCCCCCUCUCCACCACCACAACCCAAACCUUCUCCCAAGUCCUCCACACGAACACCACCUCCGUCUUCCUCGCCCUGAAACACGCUUCGGCAGCGAUGCUCCGCUCUCCCUCUCCCUCCACCGCCUCAUUCAUCGCCACUGCUUCAGUCGCCGGACUCCGUAACGGCGCUGGACCAAUGGCCUACUCAGCCUCGAAAGCCGCAGUAAUCAACAUCGUACAAAACGGUGCUUGGGAACUCGGCGGCACAGGAAUCCGGAUAAACGCAAUCUGCCCCGGCCUCAUCGAAACCGGCAUGACAAACGAGCUCUUCAUCCAGGCCCGGGAGAAAGGUCGACUAAGUCUUGUGGGACAACUGAACCCGUUGAGGAGGUAUGGUGUCGCGAAGGAGAUCGCGAAGGUUGUUGCGUUUUUGGCGAGUGAGGAGGCGGGUUAUGUUAAUGGGCAGGCUUGGGCAGUGGAUGGGGGGUUGUCGGCGAGUUUGCCGGUCAUUCCACCGAAGCCGAAGGUGAGGAAGGAGGGGUCGAAGUUGUAG